UUAGUUCCGAGCUGUGUCACCGUAUUAUGGUUCCCCCAUCAUGUGUCGAACGUGAAGAAGCGGUAGUUCUUAUUCGGCAGCAGGUAAAAGUCGCUUAAUUCGCGCACACAUGUAGAUUGUCAGCAUGAAACUGACGCAAACGCUGGAGCUUUACCCCGACACCAGAGUGACGCAAGCGCUUUUUAAAGGCGUGAGAAACGCGGCAGAACUGAGACAGAAGGCGGUGGAGGGCAAAAUAAACGGCGCCCUCAUCAACCCGACGAUGCUGGUGGAUCCUUUCCAAGUGCUGGUGGCCGCCAACAAAGCCUUUCAUUUACGCUCCAUUGGGAACAUGAAGACCAGAAGUCUCAACUCGGAAAUCAUUUUCAGCCUGUCGCCGACUAACAAUAUCUCGGAGGCCUUCAAGAGGUUUGGGCUCUCCGACAGGGACGUCUCGGUCCUGGUGGUGGUUGUUCACGGCAAAGACGAGCUGCAGGCCGUGGAGGACAUCACGGCCUUGGUGGACGGACAGCAGCUCCCGGUGGACCAGGUUUCCUCACUGUCAGACUUGGAAAAGAUCCGAAAGCUGUACAAAGUCACGCCUCAGGAGGAGACGUGCGGCGGUCUGCUGGACGCCGUCGUAUGUAGAAUGGCUAUAAAAGACGUCAUGUAGGCCCUGAAGACACAACAGCGACACGGGAUUGAAAAUCUGCCCUUUUCAGCACAAAAAUGUCUUUAUGGUUAUUUUUUUAUGUUUUCAGCAGUGUUUAUGACUGCGUACUCUCCUGGGUUCAGUAAGUUAUGUCACAGUUCACUCGUUAUUCAGUUCUGUUUUCUGGAACCAGUUUGGGGGGAAAUUUAAAUAUGAAAUCAUUAAAAAUGAUUCUGUUUCUAGUCUUUUGUUACAUCCUUUAAGGACGUCUUUUGUCCUUUCAUGUUGAUGUGAAAAGAUGAAACGUCUCCGGGUACAUUUUGAUAUUCCGCAAUCAUGCCUAGCUCAAUGUGUCUUGCUUUAGAUACACAAAAAGAAAAAUUAGCCUCUCUUUAAUUACUUC
Poeciliopsis prolifica (blackstripe livebearer) is the source of this 1034-nucleotide messenger RNA. RefSeq names its product Tp53rk binding protein (gene tprkb). Gene Ontology annotation, cellular component: EKC/KEOPS complex; nucleus; cytosol. The transcript has 4 exons. Lineage: Eukaryota; Metazoa; Chordata; Actinopteri; Cyprinodontiformes; Poeciliidae. Bases 125 to 652 code for a protein of 175 amino acids. The record is from RefSeq and is a predicted model, not a curated record. Gene Ontology annotation, biological process: telomere maintenance via recombination; tRNA threonylcarbamoyladenosine modification.